Penicillium canescens is the source of this 1572-nucleotide messenger RNA. RefSeq names its product glycoside hydrolase family 43 protein. Gene Ontology annotation, molecular function: hydrolase activity, hydrolyzing O-glycosyl compounds. Bases 1 to 1572 code for a protein of 523 amino acids. The transcript has 2 exons. Lineage: Eukaryota; Fungi; Ascomycota; Eurotiomycetes; Eurotiales; Aspergillaceae. Gene Ontology annotation, biological process: carbohydrate metabolic process. The record is from RefSeq and is a predicted model, not a curated record.
AUGGAGCGAGUUCGAAUCAACCCAGUCAUUCCCGGGUUUGCCCCCGAUCCCUCCCUUGUCUACGUAGACGGCACCUACUUUCUUGUCAACUCCAGCUUCCACCUAUUCCCCGGUUUGCCAGUAUACGCGUCGAAGGAUUUGCGGGACUGGAAGCAAAUUGGCAAUGCACUGGAUCAGAAUCGACAGAUGAGUCUCCAAGACUCCAUGACCAAGCUCGUCGGCUCCAACGAUGUAGAGGAAAAGAUAGCCGCCCAGGGCGGCCUUUACGCCCCUUCCAUUAGAUACCACAAGGGUACCUUCUACAUUAUCUGCACCAAUGUUUUCCACAAGGCAUCUCUACCGCCCGAAGUGAGCGAAUACCAAAACUUCAUCUUGUCAACCACGGAUAUCUGGGUGGACGAAUGGAGCGACCCGGUCUUCUACAACUUCCACGGCAUCGAUACCAGCUUGUUCUGGGACGACGACAACCGGGUAUACGUCAUUGGCGCCGCUUCUCAAUCUCCCGCGACCAAGAUCCGGCAAUUCCAGAUCGAUCUCAAGACGGGAGCAAAACUCUCCGAGGAGCAGCUGCUUUGGGAGGGUAUCUCAAAAGUUUACCCUGAGGGGCCGCACAUGUACAAGAAGGACGGGUGGUAUUAUCUGCUCAUUGCGGAAGGUGGCUGCUUUGCCGAUCACCAUACCAUCAUGUCCCGGUCGCGGGAUAUUUGGGGUCCGUACGAGGUGAACCCAGCGAACCCAGUGCUAGCAAAGGCGGAUCCGAAUGGGUAUAUUCAGUACACUAGCCACGGGGACCUCUUCCAAGAUCCCUCAGGGCAGUGGUAUUUCGUGUGCCUGGGUGUGAGGAAAAACAACGGUCGUUUCAUCAUGGGACGCGAAUCGGUCCUCACCACAGCCACCUGGCCAGAAGGUGAAUAUCCCGUGAUUGACCCUGUUCAACUCGACGUGCCACUCGCCAUCAAGCGGGGCGAAUCUUCGGAGUGGCCUGUCAGAAGAAAGCCUGGCCGUCCAGAUGUUGGUUUCGUCCGCAUCCGCGAUCCCGUCGAAGAAAACUACGAGCAUGGCGAAAACAGCGUCACCUUGACAUCCAGCAAUGCAGACCUGUCGCAGGCCGACGAGCCGGUGACGUUUAUCGGAAAGCGCCAAAGACGCCUGGAUGCUUCGGCUUCCGCAACACUAGAGCCCCUGGCCCCAUCUGCUACGAACGGCUCCGGUCUCAAGACUGGACUAUGCUAUUACAAGGAUGAACACCGUUUUACGCGCGUUUUUCUCGACGUAGAUGCCAAGGAGAUGGUCCUGGAAAUUGUCAACAGGGCCAAGUCCAUCGAACGGAGAAUAUCUCGGAGCGUGGGUGCACUGGACAAAGGCGCGAAGGUUACGUUUGGUGUUGAAUAUACCGAGCUAGAACUCUCGUUUUGGUAUUCUGUUGACGCAGGGACAAAGGAGAAGCUGGAGGGGAUCGACACUCUGGACAUGACUGGGCAUGACUUCGUGGGGCCCAUCAUUGGGAUAUAUGCUGUCAGCGACAAGCAGUACAAAGUACGGUAUUCGGAUCUCCUUCUUGAGGACCUCUGA